Molecule: messenger RNA, 4969 nt
Organism: Physella acuta
Lineage: Eukaryota; Metazoa; Mollusca; Gastropoda; Physidae
Product: phosphorylase b kinase regulatory subunit beta
Biological process (GO): glycogen metabolic process
Cellular component (GO): phosphorylase kinase complex
Molecular function (GO): calmodulin binding
Source: RefSeq, a predicted model, not a curated record
CCUCCUAUUUCCAGGUUUCAUUUAUAUUACCAGGCUUAAUAAAAGUAAUAAUAAUAGUGAAAUGAAAAAUAACUUCAUUCCUUUUGUUACUGUUAGUUUCAAUUCAUAAAUUUUAUGAAAGAAACCUCAGCUAGAUGUAACCAUGGUGUGAAGUAGUAUUUUAUAUUAGAAAAUCAGCAAAUUAGCUAUGGCUGCCAAACCUUUUACUCGCCAUGACGCAAGAAUUGGAGAAUUGAUUACUCCAAGAGAGAAAGAACCCCAUAUUCUAAGUGUUAAGCUUGAUGUCUACUAUACCUUGUUGAAGAGGCAGAUACUUCAAUACCAAAGUCCAACUAGUGGUCUGUUUCCAUCAAUUGGGUCAGAAAAAAACACAAACAGAAUAGCACAUGUACGAGACACAAUAUACUGCGCAGUCUCUGUAUGGUCUUUGUCCCAAGCAUACAAAAAAAUUGAUGAUGAUCAAGGGAGAGCACAUGAACUGGGACAAGCAGCUGUGAAAAGUAUGAGAGGAAUUUUACAAUGUUGGAUACGCCAAGCAGAUAAAGUUGAAAAAUUCAAGUCCAACCAAAGUCCUAUUUUUGCUCUACAUUCAACCUUUGAUAUGUUGACUGGUGACCCAACCUACAGGGAUGAUGAAUAUGAGCAUUUGCAAAUUGAUGCUGUAGCUCUCUACUUGUUGUUUCUUAGUCAAAUGAUUUCAUCAGGUUUACAGGUCAUCUACUCAACAGACGAAGUAAACUUUAUCCAGAAUCUAGUAUUUUAUGUAGAGCGAGCUUACAGAACACCAGAUUAUGGCAUGUGGGAGAGGGGAAGUAAAUACAAUAAUGGGAGUACAGAGAUACAUGCCAGUUCUAUUGGCAUGGCAAAAGCUGCGCUGGAAGCUGUGAAUGGCUGUAAUUUGUUUGGUGAACACGGUGCUGCUUGGUCAGUUAUAUUUGUUGAUAUUGAUGCUCACAACCGUAAUAGAACGAUCUUCGAGACCAUUCUUCCCAGAGAGUCCAAUUCAAAGAACACAGAUGCAUCUUUGCUACCUACGGUCAGCUGGCCUGCCUUUGCUAUACACGAGGACGAAGUCCGACACAGGACAAUAGAAAAGGUUACACGUAAACUCAAGGGUCAUUAUGGCAUCAAACGUUUUCUUAGGGAUGGCUACAAAACAGUUAUUGAAGACAGGAACAGAAAAUAUUACAGACCUGCUGAAAUAAAGAAUUUUGAUGGCAUUGAAUCAGAAUGGCCUAUGUUUUUUGUUAUCUUGCUUAUUGACAGCAUCUUUCGUGGUAAUAAAGAAGAUCAAAAAUAUUACCAGGAGCUGGUCGACAAAGUUAUAUACGAGUCCCCUGAUGGUCACCUUCUGCCCAUGUACUACUAUGUGCCAAAGAACCUGAUAGAGCAGGAGAAGAUGGUACCUGGCAGCCAGGCCAAGGUCCCAUCACUGGAGGGGACAACAGCAGGGGUUUUCAUGUGGGGGCAAAGUUUACUCUUUAUUGCCAAACUUCUGUCUGAUGGUCUGCUGGGCAUCAACGACCUGGACUGUAUACGGCGCCACCUGCCUGCCACAGAGAGGCCCACAUUUAGUGCUCGUUACUCCAAGUUCCAGGAUUUGAGUCACUUUGUUAAAAAAUUGAACCAUUUAAACCCCAAAAAGGGCACAGCACCAGACCUGGUCAUCCAGAUAGUUCUCAUCUCUGAGACAUCCAGGCUGCAGCAGCUGCUUGGGACGUACGGCAUCCAGACACAGACCCCACACCAGAUAGAACCCAUCCAGAUAUGGUCACCUAAGGAGCUCACCAAAGCUUAUGAGUACCUGGGAAUCAACAAAAAACUGGGAAUAACUGGUCGGCCAAGUCGGCCUUUUGGCGUGCUUAGCACUUCUAAAGUAUUUCGUGCCUGUGGCAAGACAGUGCUUUGCUAUCCAUUACUUUUUGAACUCAGUGAUUUCUAUUUGGCUCAAGACAUUUCUCUCGUGAUGGAUGAUUGUAAGAAUGAUCUGGCAUUUCUGGCCAAGUGCUGGAAGUUGUCUGGUCGACCUACCUGGUGCAUGGUCAUCAGAGAAAAUGCCAUACGAGGACAUAACUUUGUCGAGUUCCUGGAACUUUUGUCUCAGUUUAAAAAAGGAGACGUUGAUGGCAUCAGAGUUCGAGUUGGUCGACUGCAGUCGUUUAUCUCAUCUGCUGCCGUUGAACACCUUGACUUUUUAAAUCUCUUGCCUGACCCAAGCAUCUUCAGCCCAUUUGAAGAGAAGACCAUGAAAGCCAGCUUCAAAUCUUUAACUGAGAUACCACAGUUGGUCGCACUAGAAGAAGAAUCUUUUGUCAAUGAAACAAAUCUGCGCAGCAAAACAAGCCCGGAGCUGAUGAACUACAUCAGCUCAGUGUCUGGUCUCAAUACUCAGGUUACUCUACUGAAAAUAUUGUAUGAGCGUGAAGGUCCUUUCUUCCCUGUGGAAGGCAGCACAAUAAGUGAAAGACUAGAACGCCUGAUUGACCGGGCUGGAGCUUACAAAAACUGGUGGGCUGUCAGGAUGUGUUCCGCACUGCUGGGUAAACUGGUGGACAGUUUGGCUCCGUCAAUCACCAGUAUGCUUGUCAGGGGAAAGCAGAUGACAGUUGGUGUGUUUGGCCAUGAGGAGGAAGUCCUGGACAAGCCAAUCAGCCCAAAUGAACUCAAAAAUAUUCUUUACUCUAAGUGUCUACCCUAUGAUGUGUGCCAGGCUGUGCUUCAGCAGGAAAUUAUCUUGGCAAUAGGAAAAUUGAUUGCAACCACUCCUGAGCUGUUUGAGGGAAUAUUAAAAAUACGAAUUGGCUGGUUUGUUCGUGCCAUGCAAGUGGAGCUACAGAUGGAAAAGGAUGAAUCAAAGCAUGAGUUGAGCCGGCUGUCUCCCCACCAGGUCAAAUGUCUAGUCUGGUCAGUGCUGACCAAAAACACACUGGAGGCUGACUUCAGAACCCCUUUCCAGAAACGUCAGCUGGAUGGUGCCCUGAACAGGGUACCCAAAGAUUUCUAUGACAAGGUUUGGGAGAUUCUAGAGAAAACACCUGGUGGGAUCAAGGUUGCAGGCUAUCUUCUUCCACAGCAACCUACUCAGUCAGAUAUGACGAUGUAUGAACUUAACUUUUCCUUACUAGUGGAACAGAUGCUGAGUAAAAUAUCUGACCCAUCCUACCGCCAGCUCAUGGUGGAAGCCUUCAUGGUUGUGUCCACAAUUCUUGAAAGAAAUCCUGAAUUGAUGUUUCAUCAAUCAGCCAAUAUGGAUAAGAUAAUUCAAGAGGCUUAUGAUGAGUUUCAGCAAGAUCUGAACAGAAUGGAAGGCAGGGAGAAAGAAGAUGAUAUGCAUCGCUUUUAUAACACUCCCCCAAAUGUACGCUAUGGCACGACUGCCUACAUUGCGAAGGCGGUCAUAAAAAAUUUACUUGAUGGUGACCUGAGAGUGGUAUCUGAAGAUCUUUGUUCUAUUGCUUAAGUAUGCGACAUGAUAUGGCAGGUUCAAGGACUGAAAAGGGAGAACAAGAUGACAACGGUUUGUUUUAAAUUGCAGCUCUCGGUUUUAUUGUUUUGAUUUAGGGCCUAAAACAUUUAAUAGCUGAGACAGAAAAUGUUUGUGUUAACUGCAAGUGUACAGUGAGUGAAAAGUUGAUGUGGCCAUUGUCGUGGGAUAAGUCUAUAUUGCUUCCAUUUUAAACAUGACUGAAUGGGAACCUUUUGCUGUAGCAGGGUGAAUGUGAGCUCUGAUGGCUACAGAGUUGUAACUCAUUUUCUUGUGAUGUUCAGAACAAGACGAUCACAGCAGAUCAUUUGAUGCUGCUAGUUUGAACCCUUUGAAAGUGGUCUCAUUCAUGAGUUUUUUUUAGCUUUGAAAAAAAUAUUGAUAUCUGUGUUUCUGUUGUACAAAUAUUCUUUUAUUACCAAAAAAAACUAUUAUGGUACAUUAUGCAUAAAUCUUAAUGGUGCGUUCACUUCUUACAUCGAUGUGAUGAUAUCUGUGAUGAAAUCUUUCAGUAGUGAAUGUUGUUCAUAAUACCUUUAAAAUACUUUACAACUGAUAACUUUACAGCAGUUGCAAAGCCAAUUUUGACAUAUUUUUAAAAAGUCUUCAAGAGACACUAAAACAAACUGAACUCUGUAGUAAUAAAUCCAUUUUCAUAUUUUUUUUCUUCAUAGAUGUGGUUCUAUUUUUCAAUUUUAAUUAUAGCAACUUUUUUCUAUAAAUAUUGUAUUUACUUUAAUAACAUAAAAAACACUUCAAUUUUUGUACUAAGUUUGUUAUUAAUAUGAGCCCAGUAACUAGGUUAUAAACAUGCUGUUGCUUACACUGGUAAUGUGAAUUUAAAAUUGUCUGUUUUUUGGGUAAUUAAAAAAACAUAAAAGCAAGUUAGAAUUGAUAUCAUUCGGUCAUGGGCUGACCUCAAUUUACAUAUAAUUGUGAUAAAACUGGAAUAAAACAACGAAAUGAAACAAGAAGAAUAAAUAUGUAUUGAUUCUGUGAUACAAAGUGUGCAAAGGCACUCUCUUCUUUCUCUUACAUUUAUUACAUAUGCAAAUUGCCUACUGAGGCUAAAAUAGAUGUAACUAGUACUGUUAUGGAUACUGUUCAUUUUAUUUGUAUUCAGUUUAUCAUGCAGGGAUUUCUAAAAUGUAACUAAUUGUUCCUAAGUUUUAAAAUUUAGUCUUCAGGUUCAACCAAAUUUGGUGCUUGCAUGUGAAUUGGUUAUGUCUGAAUAUUCUAGUGUUUAUUAUACACUGUGGUUUAACUAUUUCUCUUGAAUACUAUGGAUCUGAUCUGUUCCUCAUUUUUACAUAACAAUGAGAAUUUAGUGAAGAAAAUAUGGGGUGUGAAAGUAAUAAACUAGAUCCAUGUGACUCUGGAUUCAUUGUGUUCACGUUUGACAUCUAAAAGUUGUAUAAAGUUUGUUAAAAUGUUGUACAGAUGACCCUCAUGCUGGUGUAGUGAAGUAAACUGGAAGCAAACAUU